UGGAGCACGAGCACCCGGAGGUUGACGUCCCUGUCGCGCCAUCUUUGGAAACAGUCGGCUCAACGCUGAAUGAAACUUCAUUUCCCGUCGUUAUUUAACCGCUGCAUGUUUCAUUAGCAGAAACCACUGCUUCUCAGGAGCUUGAUCAGAAGAGGUUAAUCAUGGGGAUAAAGGUCCAGCGCCCUCGGUGCUUUUUUGACGUAGGAAUCAGCAACGUGCUCGUUGGCAGAAUCGUGGUAGAGUUGUUUUCAGACAUUUGUCCCAAAACAUGUGAAAACUUCAGAUGCCUCUGUACCGGUGAGAAAGGCAUCGGUAAAGGAACACAGAAACCACUGCACUACAAAGGAUGUCUGUUCCAUCGUAUUGUAAAAGACUUCAUGAUUCAAGGUGGAGACUUUAGUGAAGGCAAUGGAAGAGGAGGUGAAUCAAUCUAUGGAGGCUUUUUUGAAGAUGAAAGCUUUGCUGUUAAACAUAACAAAGAGUACCUUCUUUCCAUGGCAAACAGAGGGAAAGACACAAAUGGAUCCCAAUUUUUCAUAACAACAAAACCGUCACCACAUCUGGAUGGAGUUCAUGUUGUGUUUGGUCAUGUGAUCUCUGGCCAAGAAGUUGUUCAAACCAUGGAGAGCCAGAAAACAGAUCCAAACAGCAAACCAUGUGCAGAGGUGAAAGUUCUGAACUGUGGAGAGCUGGUCCCCAAAUCAAAAGCAAAGAAAGAUGACAAACAGAGGGAGAGAGCUUCCAGCUCCAGCAGCAGCUCCAGCGACUCUGACAGCUCCUCCGAUUCCUCUUCUGACUCUGAAGAGUCAGAGAAGGAAUCCAAGAAGCAGAAAAAGAAGGUGAAAAAGCUAAAGAAAAAACAGAAGAAGAAGGAAAAGAAAAGGUCCAAAGCUGAAAGCUCAGAAGAGAAGGAACAAGAGGACUUGGUUACAUCUACUGUACGGCCUGAAGAAAUACCGCCCAUCCCUGAAAACCGAUUCCUCAUGAGGAGAAGUCCACAGGCUGCUCAAAAUCCAAAAGAGGAAGCUCAGAAGGAGCAACGGCACAGAGAGGAAAGACCACGAGACAAUGUUGGGUAUAACUCUCAAUCAACCUAUCACAGAAGACUCGUCAUGACACGAUCUGGCAGAAAGAUUAAGGGCAGAGGUCCGAGGAGAUACCGAACCCCUUCUCGCUCGAGGUCCAGAGAUCGUUUCCGCCGCAGUGAAACUCCUCCACACUGGCGUCAAGAGAUGCAGCGUCAGAGGAUGAGAGCAGUCACUGGAGAACGCUGGAUCAAAGGAGACAAGGGUGACAUGAAUGAAGCUAAGGAUGAAGAUACUAGAGCUCCAAGAAGAGAGAGACGGGCGUCUGGUACAAAGCAUGAAAAAUCAGAUGAAAAUAAAAAAGACAAGAAAACUCGGUCACAUCGAUCCAAGAGCAAAGAAGGGGAUGUUGCCCCGCCGGAUGAAAAGCAAAGCAAAAACAAAGACAAGAAAAGUGAUAAAUCUCGAAGUCGUAGCAAAAGCAAAGAAAAGAGCAGAAGGUCAAGGAGCAGAGAUAAAGGUCACCGGCACAAAAGUGAUGAGAGGAGAGGUCGCUCCCGAAGCAGAAAGAGAAAUCCUGACGUGAAAGAAAAGGAGUCAGAGUCUGAUCACAGCAAAGAUAGAAACAAAAGCAGUGAGUCUGGUAAGAAACCUAAAGAGGACACAAAAGAUAAACAUGAUGAGAAAAGUAGAUCCAAGUCCAAAAGCAAGGGAGAAAAUGAAUCCAAGGAAAGGCGUAGAUCAAGAAGCAGAAACAGGGACAAAGGUGGAACAUCAGUCAAAGACAAGGAAGACAAAAGCAGAGAACGCAGCAGGAGUCAGGACAGAAGACGCGACAGAGACAAUAAGAGAAGAGAAACGUCCAGGGACAGGGACCGUGGAGCUAGAAGUCCAGAUAGAAACAAAACCAGCAGAGACUCAAACAGAGAAACCCACUCCAGGAGUAGGAGUAGGAGUAGGAGCAAAAGGAGAGAUCGUAGCAGAGAGCGCUUCUCCUAUAGAAGAGAUAAAGACAGAGAAGCUGCUGGCCGAAGAAGAAGACGCAGCAGCAGCUCCGACAGUGACAGGCACGAGAAGAGGAAGAGGCAGAAGAGUCGCUCCAAGUCCAGAGACAGAAGAAGUCCCGCAAAACCGAGGCCUGAUAGUACAAAAGACAAAGAGAAGAAUGACGACAAGAAGAAAAAGUCAGACUCUGGGUCAAGUUCAAGUUCUGACAGUGAUUGAUCCUGAAUCCGGUCUGGAGAAAGAAGCAUGGAAUCGUGUAAUUCCUCCUUUAAAUUUUCACUACACAGAAAAGAUGCAGCUUAUUAUUCACAGUUGUUGAUGUUCAAAUCUGUCUGUUCUAAAAAGCAACAUACAAUACAGUUCAGAAAUUUAGGACUGAGAAGAGCUUUUGUGUACAAUUUUCUUCAAAUAAAAAAGACAAACAAAACAUUACAAAGGCAUUUAGGUGGAACAUUUUAUUUUAGGUUAACUCAAAAUUAAGGUGAUAUUAUGACUUUUAUGACAGGUGUUUAUUUUCUUGUUGUGCAACUUAACCUUCAUUUUAAGUUGUUUUUUUUUCCAAAAUGGAGAAAGUUUAAUGUUUACUCAUUUUUGUUUUUUACACCACAAUAAUCAAGUAUCAAACUUCAUAAUACCCUUAUGCCUUGCAUGUGUGCUCAUGAUGCCUAUUGUUAUAUGUGAAAUUACUUUAUUUUUGUGGAGCCAUAAGUCUACUGUAGUCUUUGCUGUGAAAUGGUUUUAUUCAUUUUUUAACCCAUUCAUGCUGUAAGUACCAAACCAUUUAUAAGAAGCCUGUUGUGUCCAAGUCAGUUGAACAAACUUGAUUACAGUGUGGAAUUAUUAAAAGAUCAUUAGGGAU
This is a messenger RNA of Cynoglossus semilaevis (tongue sole), 2889 nucleotides long. RefSeq names its product peptidylprolyl isomerase G (cyclophilin G) (gene ppig). The record is from RefSeq and is a predicted model, not a curated record. Lineage: Eukaryota; Metazoa; Chordata; Actinopteri; Pleuronectiformes; Cynoglossidae. Bases 162 to 2249 code for a protein of 695 amino acids. Gene Ontology annotation, molecular function: cyclosporin A binding; peptidyl-prolyl cis-trans isomerase activity. Gene Ontology annotation, cellular component: mitochondrion; cytoplasm. The transcript is spliced from 12 exons. Gene Ontology annotation, biological process: protein peptidyl-prolyl isomerization; protein folding.